Molecule: messenger RNA, 3742 nt
Organism: Alligator sinensis (Chinese alligator)
Lineage: Eukaryota; Metazoa; Chordata; Crocodylia; Alligatoridae
Gene: CDCA2
Product: cell division cycle associated 2
Exons: 13
Coding region: 257-3715 (1152 amino acids)
Biological process (GO): regulation of chromosome segregation; regulation of mitotic nuclear division
Cellular component (GO): chromosome; nucleus
Source: RefSeq, a predicted model, not a curated record
AUUUUUUUGUUAUAACGAUGCACAAAUUUUGUAGUACUACAUGCAUAUAAUAUAGUUAAUGCUGCAUUUUUCCCUCAACAGGAAGGCCAGCCACGUUUUUUAAUAAAAUCUUGCAACAUUUGCCUGUAGUAGCAGUUCAGAAUCCUCUAUUACAAAAACCAUUGCUAUUACCAGUGGUUCCUUUCUUACUGGUAAGGAGCCAUGAUUGUAAGAAGACAAGGCUGAUUCUAUUUUUCUGGACGCUUGCAACACAGCAAUGACAAUGCGUAGAUCAUUUAGCCAAAUGUUAAAUGCUGUCUGGGAAGACAAAGAAAAUAUAAGCGAACUUAAUGAAGAAGAUGGAGAGGCCUGUUCCAUGGCUGUUUCAAAUCAAGAGAAGAUUGGUACAGUGGAUGCAUCAAAAGCCACAAAACUUUCUGAAAUGCAAAACGUAAGCACCAAGAGUCAGAAGAAGUUUGUGCAGAAAGCCAGUAUGAUAAGUGACACAUAUGUACUAAGAGAAUCAGACCAGAGGAGCAACAAUAAUAGCUAUCAACUUAUUGGAAAUCUUUCUGAUUCACUAAAAGGAAAUCAGUCUGUUGAACCCACCAUUCCCUGCAUGACACUGAGCAAAUGGGAUAGUCCUUCAAAAAGUAGACCUACCUCUGUGGGUAAUGCAAACUAUCUGACACUUACCGAAGUAAAUACUAUUUCUGAACCAUCAGAAAAACGAACGCAAAAACCUGUUGAUUUUGCGACUGUAACAGUAGCUGACUUCAACAUUACUCCUGAGUCUUUUACUAAACAAUCUACAGGGCAAGCCAAGUCUUCAUUAAAAUUCAGGCGUCGGUCCACCAUUGGAGUACGGGGUUCCCCUGAAAAUAAUACCCUUAUUCGAUACCUUGCCGAGCAAAAGAGAAACAGACAAGAAGAUCAUCUUAAGCAGCAGGGCAGCCCUUUUGAUCGUCAGCAUGUUGGCUCUUUAAAGGACAGAAUACAUACUUUCCAAUCAGCUUUUCAAUCCGUGCAAGAAGAUGAAGGGAAAGAUUGCUUAUCUGGGCUCGUGCAGGAGGAGAGAGAGUCCCAGACAGUGUGCUACUCUCAGAACAAAUCGCCUUUUGUGAAACGGAAUGAAUGGGCUCAAUUGAAUGGAGAGUUAACAUCUGAGUGCAAGAAAAUUGCUUACAAGGAAAGUUUGAAACAAGAUUUAUGUAAUGGUGAUAAAACUUUUCUUGGUAUCCAGAGAUGCAGUAUUGUCUCUCCGCCCCUAGAAGCAUCUGUCACUGAAACUACUGCUACUAUAUCUACGGAAACUGCUUAUGCACCACCAAAUAUUACUGAAUCUGCAUGUUUAUCGUUGAAAGCUAUUCCAUCCGGAAACAUCUUAAAGAUAGUGCAAGAGGACUUCAGUUCUGGGGGUAGCAGUGAAAAUUUUAGAAGCAAUACUACAUUGCAGCUAAGAGGGAAGAGAGUUAAAUUUGCAGAAGAAUUGAGCCUGCAGAUAUUUGAUAAAACAAUGUCACCAGUUACACCUCUGCAAAAGGGCAACAUAUCAACAAUUGAGCAGUCACAAAGUGGCUCCAGCCUUCGGUCGGUCCUGAAGAAAACACCAAUAAAGCACUUGAUGGAAAGUGUGAAGGAGAACUUAAGCAGCUGUACAGGUGAGAAGGGAACCACGUCUCCCUUAGCAUCCAGUCCCUCAACAAGCUGUGAAGCAUUGCAGACAGACCAAACUGAGCUGGACAGCUCUGAAAAGCCAGCAAAGAGGAAGAAGGUCACUUUUGGGAGAGAUUUAAGCCCAGAAAUAUUUGAUGAAACCUUACCAGCAAAUACUCCAUUGCGAAGAGGGGCAAUGCCAGCCAGCCAGUUGGGAUCGCAGAGCGGUAGUCCUCCUAGAGCAGUGGGUGCUAUCAAAGAACCACUAUCCCAACCAAAUUUUGAUGAUUCUGAUGAUGAAUACGUUAAGCCUCCUCAAGAGCUGAUGAAGAAUUUUUCCAUGACAGACACUUCUUUAUACACUAAGGAUGUGGAAGAGACUGACACCAAAAUCUCUUGUAAAAGACCAACUAGAUCCUGCACUAAAGGAAAGUAUAACAACAUUUCAGAAGAGACGGAUUUUAGCAUCUUUACAGGCAAAAGAACCAAGAAAACUAAAGACACUAAAAACCCACGAAACUGCAAAGGUCAAGGUUCAAAUACUUCUGCCUCCAGAAAGACACUGAAAGUAAAAGAUCCAGGUUCUGGGAAAAGAAGAAGAAGAAGAAAGGUACAGAAAUCCUUAUAUGGGGAGAGAGAAAUUGCUUCCAAGAAGCCUCUCUUAAGUCCAAUUCCAGAGAUUCUGGAGGUGAUCUCUUCUUCAUCAUCAUCUCCAAAAACACCACAGGCAAAUGCUGUACUCUUUUCAGAUGAUCCUGAAAACAGUUGUGACCACAUAGAAUCUGUAAAUGAAGCUAUGAAACGGAGAAAAAUGGUGGGAAGGCGUAGAAGGAAAAAUGUGUCUAUAACAAACAAAUGUCCAGACUCUAAAGAACUUGUUGAAGCCAGCAGCUCCUCUGACACAGAGACUCAGUCAUUAGACUGUAAUCUUUUUUCUGUUUCAAGCAAUCGUACUGAGAUGGACAGUGUGAGUGAAAACACGGAAGCAGAAAAUAAGCUGGGGUCACCCUUUAUGUUACUAGAUCAGAAAGAGAGUACUAUUUGUGAAGGUAAUCGGAUCAGUGAAGAAGGCAAUAAGUCCACCUGUGAGUGGUGUGAAUCCAGUGUUACAAGAAGGCAUGUUUUACCUGUUGUUAAAAAAUCAUAUUCUCCUUUGAAACUACCAAAUACUAAUAUUCAAGAAGGGAAACAUAUUUCUCUGUUUGGUAAACCUGAUAAUACCCAGCAAGAGGAAGAUACUGUAUGUGCAGAGCCCAAGAAAGAACAGGAUGGUUUACUAGGAAAUAAAUGUGUACUGGAAAGUGAAAAUCCUUCAAAUAACUCAGAAACUCUAGCUCUUUCAGUACCUGUAAACAUCCAGGACAUGGACGUAAAGAAAGAUAUUAAAAAAAUGGAAUGUCUCACUGAAGACUCUGGAAGACAGAGUGAUAUCAAUAAUGUUAAUUUUAAAAGGUUUCCAAAAAGAGGCAAAAGAAGCACAGUGUAUCUUCCUGGAGUUGCAAACUUGGAUUUUGAAACAACUGGAAACAAUCUGUCUGGUUCCUCUUCCAAUAUGCAGGAAGUUUUAUCUACAUCCCAUGUAGAAAGUAAUUCUGAAACGUUUAGUGAUCUACACAACGCUAUCGAAGAGUCUUUCAGGAGGAUAAGUGAAACUUGUGAUGAAAACAGAAGUGUGAGGCGCAGUAUGAGAUUACAUAAAGAUGCUGAACAUGAGGGACUUGCCUGGAUUCAUAUACCUAAUAAACUUGACAAGACCUCUUCUCUGUCAGUUUCUGCUUGCAAAACCAGGAGGGCAUCCUCUGUAUCCAUGCUUAAAGAAUCUGAGAACGUUCACCAAAGUCAAGAAAACUGGAAUCAAUAUUCAGCACCAGGGAAGGAAAACCAUGAGUAUGUUCCUCUUGCUGGAGGUGCUCACAAAAUGAGGAGGAGGAGGAGCAUGUGUGUAUCCACUCUUCUAGAAACAAGAAAAGUAUCUCAAACCCAGAAAAAGAGAAGGGCAAGCCUUGUAAGCAGAAAUGACAAGAGCCACCAGAAGAAUUCUGAAGGAGAAAAAGCUGUAGAGAACCAGACGACCACCUAACUGAAUAAUUACUAUCCAUUUUUUAAA